Dunckerocampus dactyliophorus (ringed pipefish) is the source of this 5283-nucleotide messenger RNA. Its product is annotated as cytoplasmic polyadenylation element-binding protein 4-like. The coding region runs from base 184 to 2421 and encodes 745 amino acids. The record is from RefSeq and is a predicted model, not a curated record. Gene Ontology annotation, cellular component: neuron projection; cytoplasm; synapse. Gene Ontology annotation, molecular function: translation factor activity, RNA binding; mRNA 3'-UTR binding; mRNA regulatory element binding translation repressor activity. Lineage: Eukaryota; Metazoa; Chordata; Actinopteri; Syngnathiformes; Syngnathidae. Gene Ontology annotation, biological process: negative regulation of cytoplasmic translation. The transcript has 12 exons.
CUGGCUCAGCUGUCAUCUAGAUGAAAGAGGAGAAACCAUUUACACCGGCCGUCUGGGAAAUGCAGAAAAGGGAAAAACGCUGAAAUAUGGCGACAUCAAAACGAUAAGGUCAUGACGCCGAACUGAAGCAUAAAGACGUCGGUGAAAGCCAAAAGUCAAGUGAAGAUUUACUGGGUGUCCUAAAUGGGGGACUACGGGUUUGGAGUUCUGGUGAAGAACAGCAGUGGCAACAAGUCUGCUUUCCCUGUAAGGAUCCCUCCUCACCUCCAACCCCAGCACCCACACCAUACCACCAACCCCCCCAGCCCCCCCUCCUUUGUAAACAACACCUGCUCCACCAAUGGGGGCAGUGCUUGGCUGUUCCCUGCCGUAGCCCAACACAGUAACAUGCAAGAUGAGAUCCUGGAGUCGGAGAAGUCGAAGGCUUUAGAACUCCAGGACAUGCAGGAGAAGUCUCAGGUCCAGGCCCAGCCUCAGGCCCUCUCUCCAGGCCAGCAGGAGGCCGGCACAACCUUGGGGGAGCUUGAGGGAGCUCUGCCUGAAGACAACUUAAUGGAGAAAGGUUCUUUGGAGAGCAGUGGAGGGAAGGAGAAGCUAAGGAUGGAGUCUCCAGUGCUUAGUGGAUUUGACUACCAGGACACCCUGGGGAUGGGCACAGGCUGCACACAGUCCACUUCCUCCUCACUGACGAGCUUCAACAACUGGUCCCCUGCUGUUCCAUCCACCCAUUCUCCAGGGGUUGGUGAUGACGUUGGGGGCUUUUUUGGUCCUGCUGGCUCUAACGGCAACGCACCACCUUUGCUGUUCCAGAGCUUCUCUCACCACACUGGGCCUGGCUUUGGCGCAGGAGGAAACUUCACUCCUCAAAUCGGACCGGUCGCACAGCACCACCCUCCCACCCCUCACCCUCAGCCCUAUCACCCUCACGGCCAGGGGGUGCCACCGCAACACCGGCGCUCCCCAGCUAGCCCUCACCCACCUCAGCCCUCCUUCCCUCCACACGCUCAUCGCACAGGAGCCUUCCCCCAACUGCCCCACCUCACACCUGCCCAGAGCAAACACCCUUCACCCUGGGGAAGCUACCAGAGCCCCUCCACACCCACAUCAACCACCUGGAGCCCUGGGGGAUAUGGAGGCUGGGGGGGCACACAUGGUGUUAGGGAGUACCGUCGUGGGGUAGGUGGAGGAAUGACUGGCCUUAACUCCAUCUCUCCACUGAAGAAGUCCUUCCCCAACAAUCAGGUUCCUUCCCAGAAGUUUCCCCGAAAUAGCUCUGGAUUCAAUCACAAGGGCUGGGUGGAGGACGCAGUGAGCCGCAGUGAUAGUGUGUACCCUUUCCAGCAGGAGAGAACCCGCUCCUUUGAUGGUUUUAACAUGCACUCUCUGGAGAACUCCCUGAUUGACAUUAUGAGGGCUGAACAGGAUUCCUUGAAAGGACGCUUCAACUUCUCUCACCAGGGUGGAGACGGGCCUCUGCCUAUGAAUGCGAGAAGUUAUGGCAGAAGACGAGGUCAUUCCUCUCUGUUCCCCAUGGAGGAUGAACGCACUUUCGGGGAUGAUGAGACCACAGACCAGGGCCUUGGUGGGCUUGGCUCAGCACACUGUUUCCCCCACCUCAAUGGAGAACGCAUAGAGCGUUAUUCUCGCAAAGUGUUUGUUGGAGGCCUGCCCCCAGACAUUGACGAAGAUGAAAUCACUGCCAGUUUUCGUCGUUUUGGUCACUUGUUUGUAGACUGGCCUCAUAAGGCAGAGAGCAAAUCUUACUUCCCUCCAAAAGGAUACGCCUUCCUGCUCUUUCAAGAUGAGAGCUCUGUUCAGGCGCUGAUUGAUGCCUGCAUUCAAGAGGAUGGCAAGCUGUACCUGUGUGUCUCCAGCCCCACCAUCAAAGACAAGCCUGUCCAAAUUCGACCCUGGAACCUUAAUGACAGUGAUUUUGUCAUGGACGGCUCCCAGCCUCUGGAUCCCAGGAAGACCAUCUUUGUAGGAGGUGUCCCUCGCCCCCUACGUGCAGCGGAGCUGGCCAUGAUCAUGGACCGUCUCUAUGGCGGAGUGUGUUACGCUGGCAUUGACACAGACCCUGAACUGAAAUAUCCAAAGGGAGCGGGGCGUGUGGCUUUCUCUAAUCAGCAAAGCUAUAUUGCAGCCAUCAGUGCCCGAUUUGUUCAACUGCAGCAUGGGGAGAUUGAUAAACGGGUGGAAGUGAAGCCAUACGUAUUGGACGACCAGCUGUGUGACGAGUGCCAGGGAACCCGUUGCGGGGGGAAGUUCGCUCCUUUCUUCUGCGCCAACGUGACCUGUCUGCAGUACUACUGCGAAUACUGCUGGGCAGCCAUUCAUUCCCGGGCCGGCCGUGAGUUCCACAAGCCCCUGGUGAAGGAAGGUGGCGACCGACCACGGCACAUCUCCUUCCGCUGGAACUAAAGGCAAGGGAUAAACCUAGGAAUGGGGCGGGAUGGAGGGAAAGGGAUAUGGGGGUGACCUAUGAUAUGAAUAUAAAUGCACUUUUCUUUUAAGUUAAAAAAAAACAACUUAAUUUAUAUAUUUUUUUUAAAUUGGGCCCUCUAAACAUAGCAACUGCUAAGAAGAGUAUGAAAUCCAUUUCUGUUUUGACUUAAAGUGUGCAUGAACAUAUGAAUGCAUUAUAUUUGGAUUUUGAUGUUUUCUUACUUGACUGUCAUUUUGUUUGGUGUUAGCUGGCAAAGCUGCUUACAUUUGUUGUCAAGGGUAACAAAUUUGAAUUGAGGUUCAUCAUACCUAAAUCAGUAUACAGGCUGCGGAAGCUGCAUUGAAGAGGGUGCGUUUUCUUUUUGCUUGCAAGUUUCGAGAACAAAUACCAUUUACCAAAGUUUGAGUGAUAUUUGGUUGGGUUUGAACAGAAGAGGAAUGUUGUUUUUAGAUGGCGAGUUGAUUUUGUUUCAAGCAGCUCAGUGUUUGGAAACUGGCCAACGUCACACAUCAGUCUCCCCUCAAGUCUGGCAAAGCUGUGUUUGAACCGCUUGCAAUGGUUUUAGGUCUUGGUUUAAAAGUAGACGCUUUGUAACCAGAAAGGGCAAACCAAAGAUUGGCCUAAAACGCAUCAUCAAGAGCAGAUGUCAAUCUGGGGGUUGUCGUCAGGAUACGGUGGUGUCCUCUGGUGGCACAAGGACUAGUCAGGAGUUUCAGCUCAUAAUGGCCCCAGCCCCUCAGGGCUCAGGUAUUGGCAGUAGUAUUUGCUCGCUUUAUAUUGUCAGGGAUAUUAGCACUGGAAGCUAACAUGCUAAUGUAGUACAAACUAAUGGGAAUGCACAGUCCAUUCUCCCUGAGCUGUCCUCAUGGUGUACCACUGCACGCUCUACUUGGUUUGGAGCUUCUAUCACAAGUGUUGUGGUUGGAUAUGGUCGUAGCUAGAAUUUGCUGUCACAGAGAUAAAGAUAUUAUUUUAUACAUGGCCUGCUGAUUUUUGUACAGUGUUUUAUAGCUGAUUAUUUUGUCAUGGACAUAUAUACAUUUAUUAUGCACUACUUUUCUAAAUAUUUUUUUCAAUAGUCAUUUUAGGCACAUUUUUCACAGAUGGGAGAACUCCUUUUGCAAUACCUCAUUUUUUUCACUUGGUGAAAAAUAAUUUUGUACCUUUGUUACUAAGAUAUCUGCAUUUAUGGUAAACUUAAUUUAAAAAAAGAGAGAAAAUGAAUGAUAUUAAUAUAAUUUUCAAUUAGCUUUUAUAUAUUUAAGUGCUGGUAAAUCUGAAAAUUGUCUGGUAUAUUGGUGUGAUUCUGGAGCUUAAAAAAAUAGGCUAGCAUUAGCCAGUCGUACAUAUGAUUCUCCUCUGCCCAUUUAACAUAAUUACAGAAUCCUAAGGCAUGGCGCAAGACCCUUUCUAAAAGAUUUUGAUAGUCUUGAAAAUAUAUAUAUAUAUAUAUUCUGGUAUAUCACUCUUAGGUGUAGUUGAGUAGAAUAAAUGUUUUGGCUUUGGUCAACAUGUAAUCAUCCUUCCUAUCACCUGAGUGGAUAUCAGCUCUUUGAAUAUUUAGAUCCUCUUUCUGGAACUGCCUGUAAGUUCUACUUCUUCUAAGUCUUCUUGGCAUGCAUAAUUAUGUACUACAGAAAUAAAAUGGCUAGUGUUAAUGCCGGACCUAAUGAUGUAACGCACUAGAUCUCCUUACUUUUCAUUGUCUCCUUGGAGAUCACCUCUCUUGUAGCCUCUCUUGACAUGACACAGACAUCAUGUUUAUGCAAUCUACACCAUGACAACACUUUUGUAAUGUAGAGGACACUCGCUACGACGCAGGUGAGAAGACUUGAUCACUUGACCCCCUUUUGUGAUGUGGCAUGCUUUGGGACAUAACCUGAAUGUGAUUUAAUGUUGCAAGUUAACUGUGAGCCAUUAUGUGCAAUACUUAUUAUUUCCAGAGACAAGUCUUCGCAGUAAAAGUCAUUGAAUUCAUAAAUCAUGCAGUCACGUUUGUGUUUUCCUUUUUUUGUUUUUCAUGCUGAUGUCUGCAAGUAAAAAAAACCAACAAAAAAAACAACUAAUUUAUACAUGAAUUUAUUUUUAAACAUUUAGUUUUGUGCUUACUUAUUUUGCUACUACCAUGUAACUGUGAUUGAAAACAUUGUAUAUACAAGGUUGAUAAUGUACUUAGCAUUUGCUAUAUUUUCAAUUGAAAUGUAUAACUAUGAUUUGGAUCAGAUUUUUGUUAUAUUUUUGGGGUGAUGUGUUUAACUUGUUGAUGUGUCUAGUUUUUCUAAUUGCUGUUUUGUGCUCUGCAUUUUCAGAUGAGAAAGAAUAUUAAUAUGUCUCUUAGUAUUACUUGAUUGCAAAAUUUCAAUAGUUUUUAAUUGUAUGCUGGGAAGGUUAUAUUUAUUGAGUUUUUUUUGUUUUUGUUUGUUUUUUUACCAGAUAUCAUUUGGAUUUUUAUUAAGUAAUUUCACAUUUAUACGUAAGUUCUAAUUUUUAUAUUUUUCCUCCUGAUUAUUUUAUGCUACAAUACAGACAUCAGUUUUUAUAGCUGGUUUGUAGAAGUGAAGUAAAAACAACAAAAGAUUUAACGUCAUAUUCAUUUGCUGCCAACCUUGUUUGUAACUGUAUGCAUACAUUGAAGUAUUUGUAAUGUGAGAUGUUGAACGAAUAAAACAGCUGUGAGGAAGAAGGAACUGCCUGCUGAUUUCAGUACUGUGGUGUAAUACUGGAUAUCUGCCACUUUCACAACUCGAUAUACUAGUGCAACCAUAUUUGGGUUUUCCAAAAAGAGGAUGCAUACUUAAAAAACAUUACACAUGAUAAUUGUCUUCAUCAGCCCUAUU